CUUUUGAAAGUUUUAUUGUUACCUUUGUUCUUCAACUGAUGGCUGGUUUAGUCAGGCCCCCUCAACGAUUCACUCACGAAGAGUGGACAUAUAGCAAUAAUCUAAAGUAUCGAAGUGCAGAGAAAGAAAGAGAAAUUUCCCAAGGGUUACAAAACGAGUGCGACAGAUUCAUUGAAGAAACUGCUAGACGCACUGAGAGAACACUUAAAGACGUCGAAAAAAAAUUUGAUCAAAGAAUCAAGGAUAUACAAUACUGGAAGUCGGAAGUUAAUAAAAAGCUCCAGGAUGUGACAGAAGAAACUGAUGUAUUGGAUGAAUAUUUCAUUAGACUGAAAAAAACUCUUGAAGCCACGGAAGAGCCUCUUCAUAUUGCACAACAAUGUUUGCUUAGCCGUGAGAAAAGAACAGGAAUCGAUCUCGUUCACGACGACGCACAGAAAGAACUUAUCAAAGAGGUGGAGGUUAUAAAAGGUGCACAAGGAGUUCUACAGAAGGCUAUCGAACAAGCUAAGGAACAACUCAGAUUAAAUCGUAAGGCAAUUUAUAAUCUGAAGAAAGAUUCUUCUGACAAGCUUGAAGCACAACGUAUUGAUGAAUACGCGUUAAGUUUGAAACCAACUGAUGAAUCAUUACCUGGAUUUGAUCGCCUCCCAAAAAUGGAUGCCAAAUCAUUUACACAAGAAGAGUGGCAGAAUUUUUCAACUGCAUCAAUUGAAGCUGGGGAUAAACAGUUACAAAACUCUCAUGAACUACGCUCUAUUAUCGAUGGGGUAAUACAACAGGUAGCUGCUGAUAUAAAGCGUCAAAUUGAAGCAACAAAUCGUGCUUUAAAAAAACGAAUAAGUGAAACUCGAAGUUCUAAAGCUAAGCUGGAAGAACACUUAAGCGCUGUUAUUAAAGAAAUUUCUAAUGUUGAAGACACUUUAUAUGAAUUGGAUAAAGCUAUUAAAGACAAGGAUGGAGCGCUUCGUUUGGCGGGAACACGUUUAGGCAUACGUAAAGAAAGACCAAAUAUUGAAUUGUGUCGUGAUCCAGCUAACUAUCGAUUAAUUCAAGAAGUUGAUGAAAUAAAUCGUGAUAUUGAACAACUGAAACAACGAUUACAUGCAGCACAUGCUUCCUUGAAAGGAUUAUGCCGACGUCAGUUGGAUUUAGAAGAAGAGAUUCAAAUUAAAGCAGCAACAUUAUUCAUUGAUGAAGUACAGUGUAUGGGUAUACGAGAGAGUAUUAAUUUUAGUGCAUUCUAAACAAUUUUAUGCAUAAUUAUGUUUGUAUGUAUGUAUAUUAUUACAAUAAUUAGACAAGUUUUAUGCUACAGAACAAUGCUGAAGAGUAUAUAUGCUUUCAUCGAGAUACACCGUCAUUAGAGCACUAUCUAUAUCUUAUUGAGGAGACGACUACUGACAAACAAAUUGAUUUAUUUGCCACCUUAUUUUCUUUUGACUUCUAAACAAUAGAGCUUUCAUAUAUAUUCUACUCUCUUAAUGAACACUAAUUUAUUCUUGUAACAAAAUCUCCAUGCUCCUUCGAAUAUAUAUAUAUAUAUAUAU
This is a messenger RNA of Trichobilharzia szidati, 1550 nucleotides long. Lineage: Eukaryota; Metazoa; Platyhelminthes; Trematoda; Strigeidida; Schistosomatidae. The record is from the annotation of a GenBank genome assembly.